UGCGAGUGGGGCAUUUUUCUCUGCCUCCGACUUUUUCUCCCCCUCUUUUGAAAUUCUUGCUCUGUUGGAACUAGCGAGCAGUCUAAAGACAAGGAAGUCUCGGAGUUUCAUCAGUCAUCAGCACUGUCAGGAAUAGUGUUUUUGAGAAAGAAAGGCCUGGGGCACUACACCCUGCCAACCGAGUUCCCCUGCAUCGGAGAUAAAGAUUCCAGCUACAUGGGCAAACGUUUGGAGCAACCACAAAUGUACCCUCAGUACACUUACUGCUAUCCUCAUUAUCUCCAAACCAAGCAGUCCUAUGCACCAGCUCCCCACCCCAUGGCUCCUCCCAGCCCCAGCACAAACAGCAGCAGCAACAACAGCAGCAGCAACAACAACAGCGGAGAACAGUUGAGUAAAACCAACCUGUACAUUCGAGGCCUUCCACCCGGCACCACGGACCAGGACCUAAUCAAGCUGUGUCAGCCGUAUGGAAAAAUUGUUUCCACAAAGGCAAUUCUUGACAAAAACACAAAUCAAUGCAAAGGUUACGGCUUUGUAGAUUUUGACAGUCCCGCGGCGGCACAGAAAGCGGUAGCAUCCCUCAAGGCCAAUGGAGUACAGGCACAGAUGGCCAAGCAACAAGAACAAGACCCCACAAACCUAUACAUCUCCAAUUUACCCAUUUCCAUGGACGAGCAGGAAUUGGAGAACAUGCUGAAACCCUUCGGUCAUGUCAUUUCCACCAGAAUAUUGAGAGACGCCAAUGGAGUCAGCAGAGGGGUCGGAUUUGCCAGGCAGAACAGAGGAAAAGCUGAUAGCAUUUCUGUCAUUGAUGGGGAAGAAGGGGCCCAGAGCCCAGGGUCAUAUUUUCCCUCUGCCAAGCCCCCAGAGAAGCAGAAACCUCAGAAGGAGGACGUGGACAAUGCCCAAGUGUGGGCAGCUUCAGCCGGAGCCCCUACUGAGCCUUUGCUGUGUAAAUUCGCAGAUGGAGGGCAGAAGAAGCGUCAGAAUCAAAGCAAAUACACACAAAAUGGAAGGCCAUGGCCAAGGGAAGGAGAGGCUGGCAUGGCUUUGACCUAUGAUCCCACAGCUGCUAUACAGAAUGGUUUUUACACUGGAAGUUCCCCAUAUUCACUGAAAACAGCACAAAUGCCCACAGAGAGGGCUCUGACUGCCUUUCUGGCAAGUUCCCCAACCAUCACUUUUGCAGGUGCUGUGAUAACACCAACAAUGGACCACACUAUGUCAAUGCAGCCAGCAAGCAUGAUGGGCCCCCUGACGCAACAGAUGAACCAUCUUUCCUUGGGCACGACAGGAACGCGCCCUGGGACCAAGAACCAGUCACCCCACCCUAGUUAUGGCUCUCCAUAUAUGGUAUGUGUUCAUUUCCAUAUAAAGUCCUUCCAUUUAACUGUCUCAAUUCUGGAUGGAAAAAAAAAAAAACAAGAAACUUCAGACUCCAUGAGUCAGAGCAGGCCAGAAACAGAAAACAAGGACACAGGGUGGGAUACUCUGGGUGUCAAGUCCCAUAGAACCUGUGGGAAAGAAAUCACCACCAAAUUCAGUUCUGAAGGUGUUGUUGCUGAUACCUCUCCCCAGACAGUUGCACCUUCAUCACAGGAAGCCAGUGCUCAACAACAGCAGAUAGCGGUGGAAACGUCCAAUGAACAUACGCCUGCAUAUUCCUACCAACAGUCUAAGUGA
This is a messenger RNA of Gracilinanus agilis (Agile Gracile Mouse Opossum), 1686 nucleotides long. RefSeq names its product RNA binding motif single stranded interacting protein 3 (gene RBMS3). The coding region runs from base 217 to 1686 and encodes 489 amino acids. Gene Ontology annotation, molecular function: poly(U) RNA binding; poly(A) binding; mRNA 3'-UTR binding. The transcript has 17 exons. NCBI's taxonomy places the organism in Eukaryota, Metazoa, Chordata, Mammalia, Didelphimorphia, Didelphidae. The record is from RefSeq and is a predicted model, not a curated record. Gene Ontology annotation, cellular component: nucleus; cytosol; ribonucleoprotein complex.